Molecule: messenger RNA, 3721 nt
Organism: Triplophysa dalaica
Lineage: Eukaryota; Metazoa; Chordata; Actinopteri; Cypriniformes; Nemacheilidae
Gene: slc15a4
Product: solute carrier family 15 member 4
Biological process (GO): transmembrane transport; oligopeptide transport
Cellular component (GO): membrane
Molecular function (GO): transmembrane transporter activity
Source: RefSeq, a predicted model, not a curated record
UAUUGUGACUGGCUGUUUUUUUACUCAGCUUACUCACUCGGUGGCUAAACUUCAUGUUUUCGCGUUUUUUAACGUAAACUUCUAAACAAAAUGUUAACCGGAGACAUUUAUAAACGUCGCGGUGUAAACAGCUAAAUGUGGAGUACUGUUAACUGUGAAGUAAAGGGUUGGAUUUUGGUCAUUUGACCACCUCGAAUAAAACACUUAUAACAAGCCAUGGCGGGCAGGGAUAUAAAUGAGAGCACUCCUCUUUUGGACACUUCUUCACCCAGAUCAGAUUCAGUGUUUCAAGGCAGGAGACUGGCAUGUGCCGCCGUGCUCCUGUCAGAGUCUUUAGAGAGAAUGGCCUUUUACGGCAUCACCUCAAACCUGGUACUCUUCCUCAACAGUAGCCCCUUCUAUUGGGAUGGUACUUUGGCCAGCCAAGCCCCCUUGAUCUUCAUGGGGGUCACUUAUUUGAUUUCACCCUUUGGCGGAUGGCUGGCGGAUGCGUGCCUCGGCAAGUUUUUAACCAUAGCUUUGAGUUUUGUCCUGUACCUGAUAGGACUGUUGCUUUUCCCAUUUGUGGCAAGUGAGAAUACCAGGAAUUACCUGUGUGGAGAAGAGAUGGCGUUCCCAGUGCAGCCGGCUGAGUGUUUUCCUGUUAACGGGUCUGUGCCUGCCAACGUCACCUGCAUCAAUCGGAAGCCGUACUGUGGGCCAGCGGUGUACAGCGGCCUCGUGCUGGUGGCGCUUGGCGUGGGGGCUGUGAAAUCAAACAUCACCCCUUUCGGGGCAGAUCAGGUGAAAGACCGAGGUCCAGAGGCAACACGGCGGUUCUUUAACUGGUUUUACUGGUGCAUUAACCUAGGAGCGAUCUUAUCACUGGGUGGAAUAGCCUACAUUCAACAGAACAUUAGUUUUUCAAUCGGCUACAUCAUUCCGGCAGUUUGUCUCGGGGUCUCCCUCAUUGUAUUCGUUCUGGGCUACACCGUUUUCAUCACCAAGCCUGCAGAUGGCAGUGCCUUCAGCGGCAUGUUCAGCAUCCUGGGCUCAGCCCUCUGUGUACGUGGCCCAAAAGAGCCUAGUCUGCUCAGGCAAAAGCCAACUCUACUGGACAGUGCCAAGGUGACCUACGGUGGGCGAUUUCCAGAAGAGAAGGUGGAGGAAGUGAAAUCCCUGCUUAAGAUACUUCCUGUUUUUCUGGCCCUUAUUCCAUACUGGACCGUGUACUUUCAGAUGCAGACCACUUAUUAUCUCCAGAGCCUCCAUUUGAGGAUUCCUGGAGCGUAUCCCAACUCCUCAGACUAUCACCCGACCUCCUUUCGUUUCCCAGCGGCUUGGCUAACAAUGUUUGACGCCGUGCUGAUCCUGAUGUUGAUCCCCCUGAAGGAUAAAGUGGUAGACCCCAUCCUGAAACGCAAGGGCCUGCUGCCCUCCCCUCUGAAGAGAAUCGCUGUGGGCAUGUUCUUUGUGAUGUGCUCAGCUGUGGCGGCUGGCAUUUUAGAAACAAAGCGUCUGGAGAUCAUCCACACCCGAGAUCCCAUCCAGCAGUCGCUCGGUGGCGCCACCUACUAUGCAGCAGAUCUGCCCAUAUGGUGGCAGGUGCCUCAAUACGUCCUCAUUGGUGUCAGUGAAAUCUUCGCAAGUAUCGCAGGUCUUGAGUUUGCGUACUCUGCAGCCCCACGCUCGAUGCAGAGUGCUAUAAUGGGCCUGUUCUUCUUCUUCUCUGGCAUCGGAUCAUUUGUGGGAUAUGGACUUCUUGCUAUUGUCUCUCUUAAAGCCAUCGGUUGGAUGUCCUCACACACAGACUUCGGAAACAUCAACGAUUGCACACUGAAUUAUUACUUCUUCCUGCUGGCAGGCAUACAAGGAGUCACACUCCUCAUCUUCCUCAUUGUUUCUUUGAAAUAUGACAAACAGAAAACAAGAGCAAGCAGCAACAGAGCCUCUCUGACCAACUCCUAACCCCCAUCAUGAGCCUUACACCGCCGUAUUCACACCCUCACCACUCCUCCACCUCCAAAACAUGUGCCUGAAACUUUUACAGGUCUUUUAAAAAUGCUACCUGUUUAUUAAGGAAUUGACUUAACUAUAAAAAACGUGUUUACUUGAACUGUCUGAUUUUAACUGUUCAAAUUCGGCAGAUAUCAAAACUUAAUUCAUGGUUAAAAUGCUUAAGUUGCUCAUAAAGUUUUAUAUAAUGUUAUGUUGGUUAACUCCAAUAGCAAACUGAAAUAUGAAGUGCACGGUAUUAAGUUGGGGUGAUAAGAUUAAGAUGAGAAUAAGAACAUUUAUACAAUUUGUUUAAAACAAUGGCAAAUGUUCUUUACAUUGUUACCAUUCAUAAAGACAUGAGUUUAUAGUGAACGUAGUAAAAUUGUAUUUAAAUUUUGUGUUUUGGCAUUGUGGUUUGCACUCAAUAAGGUAAGGCUAUACUGUUGUUUUGAUCUCGAUGUAUUAAAAAUGUCAUUUUGGGCAUGUUGCGAUACUUUUUAAACUGUUUUUAAGAUACUUUUAAUGAUUAAUAUAAGUGUGUUGGUGGUUUUUUCUCCAUGUAUGUAUUUCAGAAGCUAUUUGCACUGUAUAAUGUAUCUUUUAUCACUUAUUAAUUGAUACUAAUAUCUGAAACAGCAAUAUGGUUGGCUAUUCAAUAUUUGAAAUGAGUAUCCAAUGAAGUCACUUGAGCACAUUGGGAGUAUUGUUGAAACAUCAGUGAAGUAAUGUUGAAACUGAAAAUUGCAGUUUUAAAACUAAACUGUAUUACAAAAGCAAUUUUAAUGUUUAAUGCUGUCAUGUUAUAGUUUGAAACUGUGGUACCUGACCUAUGGCAUUACAUGAGUUUGUCUCACUAUGUAGAAUUUUAGGCAUUCAUUUUCUAUCAGCUUUUAUUUUAUGAUUUAGCGUCAAAUACCAACCACUUCUGCAUUCUUUGUAAUGCUUAUGAUAUUGAGUAUACCAGAGAAAUAAUGAAUUUGUUCUUAAUUAUGUUCACAGCUCAGUUGAUUUCUUCUACAACUGAAAUAUCUCGGUGAAGGAUUAAAAAAACUGCUGCUUAUUUAUUAUGGUUUGUGACUUUUAUAGGAUUAUACGGUGCAAUGUCUUUUAAUAAAUAACAAACAUCAGGAUGAAGUUAUGAAGUUCUAAUCUCAAGUCAAACAUAUUUGUUAUUGCGUAUUUAAAAUGAAAUCAUGAAUCGUACAUGCUGGCUUAGUUUCACAUUCAUCACGUGUGAACCUCGGCUUCAUAAUUUGUCUGUUGCUUGAAAUUGAAUGCUAAUUUUGCAAUAAUGAAACCUGUUUGGCUGCUAUUUUUGUUAGUUUUCUAUCUGUACCGUGACGGCGUUAACACAGAAUAGUAACAACACACCCAUUUUACUUCUGUUUUGUUAUGUUUCGAAUAAACGUGUUGUUUUAAGUUUUUCAACAGUUGCAGAUUGUGCCUUUAAUACUAAAGUUGCUCUUUGUGAAUGUUGUGAUUGAUGCAUUUUCUCACAUCGUUGUUAAUGUUAACCUCGGGAAUUACCCGAUUGUUAUAAUGAAAAUCCUUUGGGUCACUUUUGACAGACAGUCAAUAUGCAGUAUUAUAAAAGCUUUGUUGAAAUAUUUUUGGUAAGCAAAGCCAUUUUUUUGGAGCAUCUUUAAUGAAGCUAAUGUCAAUUCAAUUAUUUUUCUUUCAAUUCAGUUUUUGCUUGAAAGGAAAUAAACGAUCUUCAGUUUAUCUUAAUAAAAUGCAUCUGAGA